Cylicocyclus nassatus is the source of this 2722-nucleotide messenger RNA. The record is from the annotation of a GenBank genome assembly. NCBI's taxonomy places the organism in Eukaryota, Metazoa, Nematoda, Chromadorea, Rhabditida, Strongylidae.
AUGACACAAUUUCUUCGUAAGAGAGAGAAAGGUUUAGAACCAGAAAUUUGCAUCAUAAGGCACAGCACAGCAUAUGUCAAAAAUGAGCGGUUUGUGCCAGCUGCUUGUUUACUGUGCAAUAAAAAAUCCGGGAUAAAAACACGUCGUAAAUUCCCCACCUUGGAGCAGUUUACGGUGGAACUCGCCAAGGUGCGCACUCGUCGAGUUUUCGUCAUUUCAGACGAAGUUCAUCCUUCUGGAUGCUACGCAUCUGUUUAAACGGAGGAAAUUACCGGGACUUUUUGAAGAAUGGAGCUAACUAUGUAAUUCGACUUAGGAAGAUUUCGUCCACUACAUCGUCUUUAGUAUCAUGCAGUUCAUCUAGCGACAAGAAUAGCAAUUUAUUAUCGACUAAGGAAGUUGCUCGACUGCUUCGAAAAGAUGCUGCUUUCGAGCAGAAAUUUUUGGAGCGAGUCAGAGAAACGAUCAGCUGGUUUGCCACUCCCAAAGGUUUCAAGAAAUUUUUUGAGCCGGAGGACACGAAAAGUGAUAAAAAGGAGGAGAAGUCUUCAGAUUCUUCAGAGGAGAAGCCAAAAUCAUCAGACUCGAAGAAGAGUAGCAAAGGUAGCAGCAAGGGCCCCUCUAGUAAUCCCCUUGACCAGUUUCCCGGUAGUUGGCAACAAAUAGCCGUCAGCAUCGGUCUUAUAUUUGCUCUGUACCUGUUUAUGGAUUAUCAGUCGUAUAGAGAAAUAUCAUGGAAGGAGUUCUUCCACGAAUUUUUAGAACCUGGCAUAGUUGAUCGAUUAGAAGUUGUUGAUAAGAGAUGGGUUCGAAUUGUUUCAUCCGCUAAAAGUACCGGGCAAACCUGCUAUUUCAAUAUUGGAAGUGUAGACAGUUUUGAACGUAGCUUAGCUGCCGCACAAGCACACCUGGGUUACGAUGCGGACAAGCAGAUACCGGUGCUGUACAAAUCUGAGUUUGAUUUCAAAAGGGAAAUACCCAACAUCAUCAGCAUUGCCUUUCCUCUGUUAUUUGGAUAUUACAUCUACCGAAUGUUGAAAGGUGGCGGAGCGGGAGGUGCUACACGAGCAGGUGGAGGAGGGGGUUUGGGUGGUAUGUUUGGCGGUUUUGGACAAAGUACAGCAAGGAUAAUCAACAAAGAGGAUAUAAAGGUUGCCUUCAAAGAUGUUGCUGGUUGUGAAGAGGCCAAAAUAGAAAUUAUGGAGUUUGUAAAUUUUCUGAAGAAUCCUCAGCAGUACAAAGAUCUUGGUGCAAAAAUUCCCAAAGGUGCAAUAUUGACUGGUCCGCCUGGUACCGGUAAGACUCUGCUUGCGAAGGCGACUGCCGGUGAAGCUAAUGUGCCAUUCAUCACUGUGUCCGGCUCUGAGUUUCUUGAAAUGUUCGUUGGUGUUGGUCCAGCUCGAGUUCGUGAUAUGUUUGCAAUGGCAAGGAAGAACAGCCCAUGCAUCCUUUUUAUCGACGAAAUUGAUGCUGUUGGUCGUAAGAGGGGUGGCAGAGGUGGAAUGGGAGGACAUUCUGAACAAGAAAACACGCUGAACCAACUGCUCGUGGAAAUGGAUGGUUUUUCUACCGAAGAGUCGUCUGUGAUAGUGAUAGCCGCUACGAAUCGAGUAGAUAUCUUGGAUCCCGCUCUGUUACGACCUGGACGUUUCGACAGGCAGAUUUACGUACCAGUUCCGGAUAUCAAGGGUCGUGCUUCAAUAUUCCGAGUUCAUUUGGCUCCUCUAAAAACAUCUUUGGAUAAGUUCAAACUGUCACGGAAGCUUGCUGCGCACACUCCUGGAUUUUCGGGUGCUGACAUUUCUAAUGUUUGCAACGAAGCGGCAUUAAUAGCCGCCAGAGAUGCAUCUGAGGAAAUCACGCAAAAGAACUUUGAACAAGCUAUCGAGAGGGUGGUGGCUGGAAUGGAGAAGAAAAGCCAGGUGUUGCAACCAGAAGAGAAGAAAACUGUUGCGUAUCAUGAGGCCGGCCAUGCUGUUGCGGGAUGGUUCCUUGAAUAUGCCGAUCCGUUGCUCAAAGUUUCUAUCAUACCUCGAGGCAAGGGUCUUGGAUAUGCUCAAUACCUCCCUAAAGAACAAUAUUUGUACUCAAAGGAACAACUCUCUGACAGAAUGUGCAUGACAUUAGGUGGUCGGGUAUCCGAAGAAAUCUUCUUUGGUCGUAUCACCACAGGAGCACAGGAUGAUCUUCAAAAAGUUACUCAGAUGGCUUAUGCCCAGGUCGUAAAAUAUGGUAUGUCAACGAAAGUGGGACCAUUGUCGUUUGACACAGGACAGCCAGGAGAUAUGGUGUUUGAUAAGCCAUAUUCUGAGGCGACAGCGCAGAUAAUAGAUCAAGAAGUGAGGGACAUGAUAAACACCGCUUUGACACGAACUCGAGAGCUGUUGCUCUCGAAACGAGAAGACAUCGAAAAGGUUGCUCAACGAUUGUUAGAACGAGAAAAUCUAGCACGUGAAGAUAUGGUUGAGUUACUUGGAAAGCGGCCGUUUGCCGAGAAGCAGACUUAUGAGGAGAUGGUUUCUGGUACUGGAGGCCUGGAUGAGGAUACCCAGCUACCCAAGGGAUUGAAAGAUUGGAAUAAAGAAAGGAAUGAAGAGCCACAACCACAACCAGCCGACAAAUAAAGACGUUUGUGAUGGAACCGUUUUUUACUGCCGGCUGUAGCUCUCCUCUAGGCCGAUUACUAGUUGUUUUCUAUAGUUGUUUGUUAAGACAUUUGAAU